Diceros bicornis minor is the source of this 156-nucleotide messenger RNA. RefSeq names its product small integral membrane protein 38 (gene SMIM38). The record is from RefSeq and is a predicted model, not a curated record. The transcript has a single exon. Bases 1 to 156 code for a protein of 51 amino acids. NCBI's taxonomy places the organism in Eukaryota, Metazoa, Chordata, Mammalia, Perissodactyla, Rhinocerotidae.
AUGGCCUCCUGGUUCUGGGGAGGACCGGGCCCCGACCCCCUCAUGGUCCUGCUGGUUGUCAUCCUGCUAACGCGCUUCAUUCUCUGGUCCUGCCUCGGGACCUACAUCGACUACAGGCUGGCCCGGCAGCAGCCCCGCAAACCCAAGGAGGACUAA